Molecule: messenger RNA, 2028 nt
Organism: Clarias gariepinus (North African catfish)
Lineage: Eukaryota; Metazoa; Chordata; Actinopteri; Siluriformes; Clariidae
Product: diamine acetyltransferase 1-like
Exons: 6
Coding region: 203-718 (171 amino acids)
Molecular function (GO): N-acetyltransferase activity
Source: RefSeq, a predicted model, not a curated record
UGUCCGUGCCGGGUCUCUCCGCGCGCAUUAACGCGUUGUUGUUGUUUUUGUUGUUUAGCAGCAGUACCGGUGGAACCGAACCGGUCCGGACUCGGCGGUGAGGGUUAAUCGGCCCACCGGGGGAGCGGAUGAAGAAGCACAUUUUGCUCGUUUUCACAUACCGAGGACUCCUCAGCAAAGGGAAGAAAAAUAAAAAGAGAAAAUGUCCAGGUUCGCGUUACGGAAGGCUGAGCGCGAGGACGUGGCGGAUCUCCUGCGACUCAUAAAGGAACUUGCCAAGUAUGAGAAGAUGGAGGAACAGGUCAUUCUGACUGAGAAAGACUUGCUGGAGGAUGGUUUCGGCGAUCAUCCCUUCUAUCACUGUGUCGUGGCUGAAGUGCCGAGAGAGCAGCAGAGCGCUGAGGGCCACACGGUGGUCGGCUUCGCCAUGUACUACUUCACCUAUGACCCCUGGAUCGGGAAGUUGCUCUACCUGGAGGACUUUUAUGUCAUGAAGGAUUUUAGAGGUUUUGGAAUUGGGUCAGAAAUCCUGAAGUACCUAAGUCGUAUGGCGGUGAAAUUUCGCUGCAGCAGUUUGAACUUCAUCGUUGCAGAGUGGAACAAGUCGUCCAUCGAGUUUUAUAAGCGACGCGGUGCCAAUGACCUCUCUCUGGAGCAGGGCUGGAAGCUGUUCGCGAUCAACAAGGAGAAUCUGAUCAAAAUGAUGUCUGAGGAGUAGGGCUGUAGCUAUCAAAUAUUUAAGUCAUCGAGUAUUCUACCAAAAAUGUAAUUGUGUAAUCGGAUAAAAUAUAAUUUUGAAACACCAAUGUAAAAUAUAUAAGAGAAACAAAGAUUAAUUGGUUUUCUUUUUAGAAAAAUCUACUUUUUUUUUUUUUAUGCUUACAGCAUUUUAUCAAAAAUAAACAUUGUCAUUAUUCACAAUGACUGAGAUGAGUUAAGUGCAUUACAGUGUCAUGGAUUCUUAUUUUAAAGCCUUUUCUCAGAUGCAAAAACUAAAAAAAGGUAUUUUAAAUGACUUUAAGUAUAAAAAAAACUAAGGCACACUGUUAUGCGCUAAAAUGCCGCCGUACCACGGAUUGACCCCCCUUACCCACACAUAAUCUCUAUCAAAUAUUAUAUUAGAACAUAAAUUAAUAGGUUUAUAAAUUACAAAUUGCGCCAAACAAAUUGAAUUAUAAAAUAAGCAAUAUAAAAAAAAGAUAUGUUGUAUAUAUAAAUUUAUGUUUUAGAUUAUGUAGGGGGGGGGCAAUCCAUGGCAGGGGGGCAUUUUGCGCAUAGCACACACAAUAAAAUAAAUAUACAAAAAAACUCAUUUGUGCAACUUAACUUCAAAACUAAAAGUUUCAAAAUCUACAGCUCAGGCAUAACAUAUAAGCCUUUACUGAAAAUUGUCAUUUUCAUUUUACUGGUUUCUUCUUCGCUGGUAUUUUUAUCGCUUCCUUCCAUUUUACAGCCCACAACAGAACGAUUCAUCAGAUCAAUACAAAGCUAACUGUUUGUGUCCCCUUCCGCUUUGUGGGUGACGUAUGCGCUUUUUCUUCUUCGUCAGGGUUUAGUGGCGGCUUGCACCUGGAAGCGUGCUGUGUCACGGCAAACAAAUAUUUGCACAAAAACAUAAUGCAAGCUUUUAGCAGAAGAUUUUGCUUCGAUCAUUUUUUGAUUGAAUUACUCGAGAUACACUUACUGUGAUGAUGUAAUGCAUGUAGCACAUCAACAUACAGUAUAUAGUUAUUUUUUAGGGAAUGAUGGGAAUAAGGGUUUCUUUGCUUACCUGAGAAAUAAUCACUAGGAUUGUAAUACGAUAGGGUAAGAUUUAGAUUAGAUUAGCUUAGAUUCAGAUGCAGACCUUUCACCAGUAGAGCUUCUAUAUGCUGUGUGUUUAAGUGAGGGUGAACGCUGAGUGUUAAACCUGCUUUAUAUGAUAUUUUUCAUUUGUAAAAAAAAAAUCCAGAUACCUUUGAGGAUUGUCCAGAUGUCGCGUCUUUUUUUCAAGAUUGUUCACAACAAAAUAAAAUAAAAUUUCCCUGA